ACGUUACCUUCUAUGACCCUUGUCCUGGGGUCCUGGCUCGCUCGCCUGUGUCCGCCUGCGAUGACGUAAUAGGACAUUAUGACGUAACUCCUGACCCUGCGUCGUAACCCAAAGUCCUGAUCGAGGGUGGCUGAAGUCACCUCGAGGCCUCAUUGGCUGUCGACACCGCUCCAGAAUGGCCUCACCCCGUCGGGGAAAGUGCUCUUCGCCCCGAGGGGAAACGACCCGCUGUAAAGAGACUUCGACGGUCCGCGUGGAGACAUCGUCUCACCGCGUGGAGACAUCCUCUGUGCAGGUGCGAUCGUCUUCGCAGCAAGUGGAGACCUCCCAGCGCCGCAGCGAGGGGCCCUCCGUGACCCCCUCCGGGAAACGGCUCCCCCGCGUCCUCGAGGUGACCUCCCGGCACGUGGAAACCUCCUCGGAGCGCGCGGAAACGGCCUCCCGCCACGUGCGGACCUCGACUCUGCACGUGGAGACAUCGCUGCACCGCACGGAGAGCCCAGGCCGCAGGGACAAGCCCGCGAGCCGCCAGAACGUGAAAAUGGCCCCGUGAAAUGCUCCCCGGAGGCCGGGGGACAGCCGGGGACGAAUUUCCUCCAGCUUCUAGCCACUCAGCUGCCUGGUGGCCCGGUUGUCUUUGGCUUCAUGGAAGAAGUCCGUUAAAUCACAUCUAAGGAAGGGCCCAGCUCGGGCUUUCUGGACUCAGCCAACGGUUCCUGGCCACACCAUUGCACCUUGGGCCAUCCUAUCUUGGAUCCAGUGAGGGUUUUAGCUCGAAACUAACCCCAAACGUUUCCAGGCCCAUGUAGCCGUGUCAGUUGGAUUGGAUGGACAAGCGAGACUGAGCUUCUGAGCCAGGUGAGUUUUGGAUUUGAUAGCAAGACCUUCACAGCGUCAAGCUGACGGAACAGGGACCAACCUGGAAGGGAUGGUGACCUGCUCAGAACCGGAGAGGCAAGGGACAGGCGUCCAUCCACAAGCUAAUUAAUGGGCCUUUGUUUACGUUUCCAAAUAGCAAGCUAAUUGUUUUCUUUGUGCUAAAUGCUUAUAGAUGGCAUCCCUGACCACACACUUUUUAAUGUAGCUGAAAAAGUAGGUCAAAUGUAGUAAAAGCUGAAGGGAACCAGCAGGAAAAAUCAAUAGGCAUCCUAGAAGGGCAGUGGGAAGAGGCUUUGAAACCUGACUUGCUUCCCUGCUCUGUGCCAGGCACUAUUUUAAGCACUGGGCUGUAGCAGGUAACAAGGCCUCUGCUCUCACGAACUUUCUGCUAGUUUUCAUCCUCUCUGCUCCAACUCCUGGCACCCCCGUGCACCAGGAACAAGCUGCUUCCUGAUCCUUGGCCAUCUCCGUUCACAAUCUUCUCGUCCAGCGCUGUGUCGUCAGACAAUGUACUGCUGAUCCACAGGGUUUUCACUGGCUAAUUCUCUGCGGUCCAUCACCCUGCCUUCCUUCAUAGUCUGUUUCGCUGCAAGAGCUCUGCUGAAACCUGCCUACCACAGGUGACAUGGCUGGUAUUUUCAAUACUGGUGUCCCCAGCUCCCAGCCUGAUACCAACAGACAACCCCCCAUGGAGGGACUAACCUAUAGACAUUGGUCAUGGAGUUUGCACCCCAAGAGUCAGGCAACAAACAACAAGGCAGUGUCCUAUUGUGGUUAGCACUCUGAAGGAGACAGAUGAGCCGUGUAAUCAGAAAACAAGGGUAAGAAGGUGAUUUAGAUGGGUUGACCAAAGCCUUGCUGUGGAGGAAACAUUUGAUCUGAGAUUUGCUUUUUAGAUAACCCUGUGUUUACCUUGGGGAUGCUGACUCAUGGCAACCCUCUAGGGCAAGGUAGAACUGCCUGCUGUGAGUUUCCACGACUGUACCUUUUUAUGGAAGUAGAAAGCCUUGUCUUUCUCCUUCGGAUAGACUGAUGGUUUUCUGUCAAUUCUGUUUAGGAGCCCAAUAUGUAAACCACUAGGGCUCACCAUGAGUUAGCAUCAGUUCAAGGGCAGUGAGUUUGGUUUGGCGUUUACCUUGAUUACGAAGUACAAUACUCUGUCCCUAUCAGGGCUUGUAAAUUUGAAAAGAGGCUUUGAUUCUCUACGGAGGUGAUGUAGGUUCCAAGACAGACACCUGCCAACCGUACCUAGAGGCAGAAUCUUUUAUAUGGUGGAAAGAUUGGUAAAUAAGCACAAGUAAGCCUAAACUUAUCUUGUUUAUUGAAUAAUCUAACGCUGAUGUACAAAGAUCUGGGAAGGAUGCAUUGUUGGUUGAGAGAACAGCAAAAAGAGUUGGGUGAGGACAAGCUUGGAAAGUUUGAGGUGCAGAAAGAACACUGUGUGACUGGAAUUUGGAAAGUGAGGGGAGAC
This is a messenger RNA of Echinops telfairi (small Madagascar hedgehog), 2350 nucleotides long. It is a transcript of the gene CUNH17orf100, whose product is annotated as chromosome unknown C17orf100 homolog. Bases 176 to 553 code for a protein of 125 amino acids. The record is from RefSeq and is a predicted model, not a curated record. NCBI's taxonomy places the organism in Eukaryota, Metazoa, Chordata, Mammalia, Afrosoricida, Tenrecidae. The transcript has a single exon.